Molecule: messenger RNA, 1196 nt
Organism: Ricinus communis (castor bean)
Lineage: Eukaryota; Viridiplantae; Streptophyta; Magnoliopsida; Malpighiales; Euphorbiaceae
Product: agamous-like MADS-box protein AGL12
Exons: 7
Coding region: 349-966 (205 amino acids)
Biological process (GO): positive regulation of transcription by RNA polymerase II
Cellular component (GO): nucleus
Molecular function (GO): DNA-binding transcription factor activity, RNA polymerase II-specific; RNA polymerase II cis-regulatory region sequence-specific DNA binding; protein dimerization activity
Source: RefSeq, a predicted model, not a curated record
AUAAAGUAAAAUAAACUAAGAAAGUUUGGUCAUGAAGAGUAAAGGCAGAGAAGUAUUGGCCUGCUUUAUUCUGAAGAGCUUGCGAGAGAGGUGAGAAAGAAUCUAGGGAACUACAUAUAUAUAUACAUGUAUAUAAGAGUAAUUGAAGCUAUCUAAGUAGAGAAGCAAAUCUUUAGAGAACUUGUUUUGGGUAGGGGAGGAUUGCAACAACCUUGAAGCUAGUUCAAACUAGUGGAAGGUUGCUUGCAGCAAAGCUUACAGUUAACUAGAAAGAAAGAAAAGAAAAACUAGCAGCUUACUAAGAUCAAAUAUCAGACAAGAAGAAAGCUUUUGUUUAGUGCUACCUUAAUGGCUAGAGGAAAGGUUCAAAUGAAAAGAAUUGAAAAUCCAGUGCAUAGGCAGGUUACCUUCUGCAAGCGCCGAUCUGGCCUCCUUAAGAAGGCCAAGGAGCUUUCUGUGCUGUGUGAUGCUGAAAUUGGACUUUUCAUUUUCUCCGCCCAUGGGAAGCUCUAUGAUCUAGCCACCAAAGGAACUAUGUCGGGGCUUAUUGAGAGGUACAUGAAUGCUACAGGAGGUAAUUCGCUGCAGGCUGAGGAUAAAGCGAAAGAGACAAUGCAGCAGCCUCUAGAUGCAAAAGAGGAGAUCUCCAUGUUGAAGCAAGAGAUUGAGAUUCUCCAGAAAGGACUCAGGCACUUGCUUGGAGGAGGAGCUGCAGAAAUGACACUUGAUGAACUCCUGAUACUGGAAAAGAAUCUUGAAAUUUGGAUCUAUCAUAUACGCUCAACAAAGAUGGAGAUUAUGGCUAAAGAGAUCCAGCUGCUGAGGAAUAAGGAAGGAAUACUGAAAGCUGCAAAUCAAUAUCUCCAAGAUAAGAUAGAGGAGAAUGUUGACAUUACUAACUUUGCACCAAUGACUACUAACUUUCCAUAUCCACUAACUAUACAAAAUGAAAUAUUUCAGUUUUAGCCUUUUUAGUGCCAGUGUGAUCAUGGGUAUAUCCUUAUUAGUUAUUAUAAGAAAUAAUUAGUAAUAUAUUUGGGAGAGAUGAGUAUUUUAGCUUGAUGUACUCUUAUAAAAUUAAUUAACUAAGUUGCUUAUGAGAUAGAAAAAGGUGCUAAUAAGUAUUGUCCUUAAACAAGUACUAUCAUUUUGGUUUUUACUAAUAUGUUUAAUAUAUUUUAUGGUGUGCUUUGAUA